This is a messenger RNA of Menidia menidia (Atlantic silverside), 609 nucleotides long. The record is from the annotation of a GenBank genome assembly. NCBI's taxonomy places the organism in Eukaryota, Metazoa, Chordata, Actinopteri, Atheriniformes, Atherinopsidae.
CAUGCUAUGAUGGUGCUGCGGAGGUUGUUAAGGAAGCGCUGGGUGCUGGGCGUCGUCUUCGGACUGUCCCUCAUCUACUUUCUCACCAGCACACUCAAACAGGAGGAGCGGACCAUCAGAGACCGCACGCUCUUAGAGGUUAAAGAUCCGGACCACCGCAUCCCCUGGAAGGUCCGCUUCAACCUGGGAAACAGCAGCCGGCAAAUCAGCCAGUGCAGGAACUCCAUCCAGGGCAAGGUGCUGCUCACGGACGAACUCGGAUACGUUUGCGAGAGGAAGGACCUGCUGGUGAACGGCUGCUGUAACGUCCAGGCCCCCAGCAGCAGGCAGUUCAUCUGUAAGAGUUGCCUGGCCAACGGGUGCUGCAGCAUCUACGAGUACUGCGUGUCCUGCUGCCUGCAGCCCGAUAAGCAACCUCUCCUGGAGCGCUUCCUGAAUCGCGCAGCUGAAGGUUUCCAGAAUCUGUUCACUGCUGUGGAGGAUCAUUUUGAGCUGUGCUUGGCCAAGUGUAGGACCUCUUCACAAAGUGUCCAACAUGAGAACACCUACCGAAAUCCUCAAGCAAAGUACUGCUACGGCGAGAGUCCUCCAGAGCUCCUCCCUAUAUGA